AUGGCCGAGACAACAACGCAGUGCGUUACCCACGCGAAGGGCACGAGGAUACCGGGCCGCGGUGCGACCAUCAACAUCCCCUGCUUGAGCGGACCGGCUAGUCGUCUGCGGAACGCCAUAGGCCUGCCGGCAUCCAGUCCAGUAACCCAGAACGGAAGCUUCGAGUUUGAUCGCGUGGUCAAGUCGGGUUACGUCCACAAAAGUACUCGGAAAACAAAGGCCUGGAAACACGUAUUCCUCGUUCUCUGGCCGAAUUCGCUCUUCAUCUACAAAUCCGACAGCGAAAGCAAACUGCGCCAUAAGCCUCACACGAAAGCGGCUUAUCCUGAUGCUCCUCAGCCCAUUUUAGUCGCUUGUCUGCGUGUUCCUGGGUCAAAUACGGACGUGUUGCGGCUUCGUGAUGCCCGAUGCCCUCCCGGAGCAGAUGGCGACCGAUAA
Molecule: messenger RNA, 438 nt
Organism: Anthostomella pinea
Lineage: Eukaryota; Fungi; Ascomycota; Sordariomycetes; Xylariales; Xylariaceae
Source: the annotation of a GenBank genome assembly